Messenger RNA from Cladophialophora bantiana CBS 173.52, 1479 nucleotides. RefSeq lists its product as uncharacterized. Bases 1 to 1479 code for a protein of 492 amino acids. NCBI's taxonomy places the organism in Eukaryota, Fungi, Ascomycota, Eurotiomycetes, Chaetothyriales, Herpotrichiellaceae. The record is from RefSeq and is a predicted model, not a curated record. The transcript has a single exon.
AUGUCCCAAUCUACUCCAGAGACAUCGACUGUUGUGGCAGCGUCUCGCCCGUCUGCCGCUGGCGUUGAGUUUAUUCGGAUCGAAUACAACGAUUUUCCGGGGUGCAGUCGCUUUAUAGACCGCGACCCCAGCAUUCUGUCUGCCGAUCUGCAGAGCUUUCUCGAUGCCGCAGUUCAGGCGGUAAGAAAUCACGAUCGUAUACUAUCGCUGCGAUGCAUCCAGCGAUAUGUGAUCAUCAAAAAGUGCCGAAACUUGACUGCCGAAGAUCGCCACAAUUACCUUUCUUUACUAGGACGUAAAGAUCCUAACGAGCCAACCUGGCAUGAAUAUUGCAGUGACCGCGAAAAGACCUCCGGUGAAGUACAUCGAAGAUUUCAGGAAAGCUUGAGGGCCUUACAACAAAAUGACAUGGAUCCGCCCGGGUCACAGAGUCGGUGUCUCAACGAGGCGGAUACACGCAGUUAUGGCCAACUAUUGCCUGCCGGUUGGGACAUUUCCUAUAGAAGGCCGGUCGUUUCUCACGCUGGUCAUUUUCCCUACCCUUCGGCGUCAGCCUAUACACAAUCAGUAGCAUAUCCAACAGUAGCACAAAGAAGAGAGCUGUCCUCCAUUGACAGUAUCCACCAAACAAGUGCUUCCGGAAUUCCAACCAAGGCGGAGGCUGCAACUGGACAAGAUGUGCACUCUGCACCCUCUGCUCUGUCGGCCUCACGGACAAGUGUCAAUUAUCAGCGAGACACAAGGGGAAGCGACCAGCAGCAAGAUGCAACAAAAUCUCGUGCUUAUUUGAGGUCUUCACACUCGUAUGAUGCAUAUGACUACAGACACAAGCCACCCACAGCUGGCGGUCUUGAGAAUGUCGAAUUCAGAGGCAAUAACAAGGAUCAGUUGGCGGCGGAUUCCGAACGGCUUGAUCCUCGUUACAUAUUACGCAGUGACGGUGCCACCUUCUUUUGCGAAGGUAGAGUAUUUUCCUUAAUGCACCACGAGCCCUUGGGCCUAAGACGUGGCGACCCCCCUGUUCGUGGUUUCGACAAGCGAAGUGUGAGUGAAGGACCUAAAGGGGUGCUCAUUUACAGCAAGAUCAGAAGGAUGGCUGUUGUCAGGAAACGGCAAGGGUACUCCAUCUGCGUCCCUAUCAAUUCCUACGGAGGGCGAGGCGUGGGGCAGAAGAAAAUGGGCUCUGAGAUGCAGGCUCACGCCAUUGCAUAUCCAAGCUAUCAAGAUCCGCCUCCUGGGCCGCUCCCAGAAGAGCCUCAAUUCAAGAAAAGACCGAUAGCUGUGGAUCUCAACCAAGGUCACGACUUGGAAGCUGGCAGCCGAAUCCAUUUCGGAAAGUUGCAAUCUAUUGAAUGGAACGUGAAAGUCAUGGAUAUUGGCUUCAUUGCUCCGAAGUCCUUGAAUGACUUUGAGGCGUACUGGAGAGAAGAGUACUUCCCAUCAGAAGGCCCGCGAGUCGAUAACAACACAAGACGUUAA